Syngnathoides biaculeatus (alligator pipefish) is the source of this 2522-nucleotide messenger RNA. It is a transcript of the gene nbl1, whose product is annotated as NBL1, DAN family BMP antagonist. The transcript is spliced from 3 exons. Lineage: Eukaryota; Metazoa; Chordata; Actinopteri; Syngnathiformes; Syngnathidae. Bases 1705 to 2271 code for a protein of 188 amino acids. Gene Ontology annotation, molecular function: BMP binding; receptor ligand activity. Gene Ontology annotation, biological process: animal organ morphogenesis. The record is from RefSeq and is a predicted model, not a curated record.
GUUGGCAAAGAGGAACGUGAUGAUAACCAUAGAAUCAGAAAUGGAGCUGAAAUAAGGAAGUCUUACAAGACUUAAUAUUUAAAGAUUUGACUCCCAAGUAUUUGUUCUUGGCACAGAACCAGGAAAGAAAAUCUAAGAAACAAAACAACAAAUUAAUAAGCAAAAAUAGCAUGGAGCUGAAUUUACAACGACUAAUCACUUUAUGAAAAUGACCAAACCGCUUAUUAAAAAAAAAAAAAAAAAAAAUCAAUUUAAAGCAUAUUGUCUCUUUUGCAACCAUCAACAUCGCCUCAAUCCAUUUCAUAAAGCACAUACCGAUGUAACAAACCCAAAGCCCGAGACGCGUGGUGAACGUUGCGUGCCGGCAGAAAUAUGUGCACUUCCGUCCCGCGAGACGAGAUCAAUUCCAGCAAUAUUAAUCUAAAAAUAUCGCUAUGCAAACCCUUUCCUGGUUCCCCUCAGAUGUGUUUGAAAUGCAACCACAUCGUAAAGUGGCUUGAUUAAAUGUUCCAAUAAUUUUUAUCAAUCCAGGAUUGUACAUUAAGUGUACAGUAAGUUCACUCGUACUUAAAUUUUGAAUAGAAUGCAUUUUAGAACCGUCUGUUUACAUAUAUUUACUUACUGCGGGUGCUAUUUUUACGUAAUUGUUAUGGAAAUACAUUUUAAUCGAAUUGUUAUCAAAAUGCGGCAUUAAUAUUCACACUGUGCAUCCGGCGAUGGAUCAAAUGUACUUUUUUUGGGUGUAAACUUGGGCCCGGCGUAUUUUGAUGUCGGUCGUGACCGUGAUACUUGGGAGUACCGAGUCGUUUUUGAGCUGGUGCUUACUUUUGAAAAGUUGGAGAACCACAGCUGUACAUUUUCAUAAAUGUUUUAAGAAUGUGACAAUUUUUGGACCUCCCUUGAUAUUGUCUCUUUUCAUGGGAAGAUUAUUUUGAAAAUAGAAAAAAAUAUAUAUAUCAACAGUCGUCACCGAACGUAUUGUUUAGCUUUCCUUUUUGCGCUGUAAGUGCAAAUUAUAAGUUAUUGUUUCUGAAAGUUCAAGUUAUAGGCUGUGGAAAGAUUUUUACAAUUUUUAUUUUUAGUGGUCUAUAUUGUUAGAGUAAAAAAGUUUAAAGCUGAUUUAGCAGGACGACGAUAUCUCGGCUAACGACUUUUCGAUUCACGUUUGUUGUCAUAAAGUCGUGGCUGUUGCGUUUAUUGCGUGUGUUUUUCUCAUUUGUUUAUAAGUACAUAAUCUAUUUCCAGUCUGAUGGUUCUGGAACUCCUGCCGUGAAAGGAUUUUCACUAAGUUUUUUUAUUUUAUUCUGCCGACAAAUGCAAAGACGAAAGCCUCUUCCGAUCAAAUGUGAUUUGUAUUCGAAGCGUGUUUGCGUUGAGUUUUCCCGAGUCGAAAAGGGCGCAGCAGGAGAAACGUGUUCAAAGUCGAGCUUGUAAAGGAUUUGACGGGGCUGAGGCGUUUUUUUUUUUUUUUUUUUUUUUAAAAGAGGGAGGCGAGGACGUCGCUCCUCAGGCCAGAAAAGCUUUCCUCCUUCCAACUGUCGGUCUUUCUUUUUCGGGACAACCCGAGCCGAGUCCGACCAGAAUGUUCUGUGCGCGGCUCGCCAUUUCCGUCAUUACGGAGCGCGUUUGUGUCGGAAAGGUUAGCGGCGCGAAUGCCGGUCGAAUGCGCCGCUUUGUGUGUGCUGUGCCCGUUUAGGUGCAGUCAUGUGGCAGACCGUCCUCAUUUGCGGCGCCCUGUUUGCGCUCUACGCGGCGGCGGCGCCGCCCGCGCACAUCAACCGCCUGGCGCUGUUCCCUGACAAGAGCGCCUGGUGCGAGGCCAAGAACAUCACGCAGAUAGUCGGGCACACUGGAUGUCAGCCUCGCUCGAUUCAAAACAGAGCUUGCCUGGGCCAAUGUUUCAGCUACAGCGUCCCAAACACGUUCCCGCAGUCCACCGAGUCUCUGGUGCACUGCGACUCCUGCAUGCCUGCCCAGACUCAGUGGGAAGUGGUGACUCUGGAGUGCCCGGGCAACGAAGAGACCCCUCGCGUGGACAAGCUGGUCGAGCGGAUCUUCCACUGCAGCUGCCAGUCCUGCGGUAAGGAAGGCGCCCAGGAGAGCGCCAUGAUGCAGCUGUACCCGGCAGACAACAGCCUGGACCCUCCGUCUUUACCCGACACCCCGAGAGACGCUCACUCCCACCAAACCCCCCGUUCGGACCCACACCCCAAGCACGGCCACGCAAGCGCAGGCCAUCACGCCCUUCCGCACACGUCAGACGGGGGGUAGGUCUUACCCGUCCCGUCCCGUCCCGUCCCGCCGUGUCGUUUUCCUACGCUUUGGGUCGUUCUUAACGCGUAGUGUUGCAGAAGCACUUUGAAGAUGUGGUUCACUUUGUCUUAAAAGCUGCAAACGCCUUUACAAAUUCAUUUUAUCCAUUGUUCAGAUUCAAAAGUCAUUAACAGAUGAGCCUAGAAAUGCACUGCUUUUGUUUUCCUGAAUAAAAAAAAAAUAAUAAUAAAAAACGUUUGUUGUAUCGA